Molecule: messenger RNA, 372 nt
Organism: Iphiclides podalirius (scarce swallowtail)
Lineage: Eukaryota; Metazoa; Arthropoda; Insecta; Lepidoptera; Papilionidae
Source: the annotation of a GenBank genome assembly
AUGGCCGCGAAACAAAAUUCUAUUGCUAGCGAUGGGCAAGCAACAUCUGAAGAUAUUCCCUUGACAUCCUUGGAAGAAAGUUUGCUGAGUCUGGAAAAGCUUGACCGAGCAUCACCAGAAUUGUGGCCAGAACAAAUUCCUGGUGUCUCUGAAUUUGCCAAUCUUCAGAACGCAAAUCAAUCUCCGCCGUCAUGGAAAGGACUUACCAAAGAAGAUUAUAGCUACAUGCAACAACUUGGAUCCCUGUCCACUAGUGGUCUAAUAAUGGAAGUUAAAAGACUUCAUGAUCUUGCUUAUCAACUUGGGCUAGAAGAGGCAAAGGAAAUGACCCGAGGGAAAUAUUUAAAUAUAUUCUCAUCUAGAAGGCAAAGG